GUGUGGGAAUAGCAUGAAACCAAACAGGUCAAACAGAUGACUUCCUGUCAAGAGGCCAACAUCCCUUCUAAAUCCACAUGUAACCUCUCAAACACACACACACACAAUGACAAACACACACCAACCCACGCACACACACACACACACACACAAGCAGCAGCAGCCUUCCUCAUUGUGCUCAUAUGCACCUCUCUCAUAUGCUUCCUGUUUGUGAACCACCGUAUGAGUGAAGUCAGCUCACAGAAGCAUAAGCAGCUUGCAGGGCUGAUUGUCACCACAGCGCUUGUUUGUCGUACGUAUGAUAGAUGUUGGUCUGUCACACAGAAAUGUCUGAACCCACUGAAUGGCACUGAACUGGAGACACUUUGACUUGGAGGCUCUGGAGACAAUGGAGGCUGGACAGUAGACUGCAGAAUCUGAGGCAACAUGCAGCACACCUCCUGCACUGAGGACAGGAUUCAGCAUGCUCUGGACAGGUGUCUGGAUGGGCUCCGGCAAAGCCCCACAGCAACACACCGCUGGGAUGUGCUGAUGUGCUCAGCGGGUCAGUCAAUGAACCGCUGGAGCUUGGAGGAGCUGGUCAAGAGGGACCCGGAGAACUUCAUCAUCCUCUUGCAGCAAAUCUUGAGAAAGACUCAAGAGGUGCAGGAAAGGUGCCAGUAUGAGCUGGUGGCUCCACUUGCCAUCAUGUUCACCUCCACGCUCCUGCAGACGCCAUAUUGUCCUCCAGAGAUGGAGCUUCUAGAGAAAGCUAUCAAAGUAUUCCGCCGCUUCCUCACCUGGCCUGAGCCCUACUGCAGUGUGUGUCGAAACCUCCUCUCUACACUCCAGCAGGAGAUCAAGGCUCCAGGGAUUUCCUUUCAGAGACUGGUGAGAGAAGAACAGGAUUUGGAUUCCACCAGUCAGUCUACCAGAACAAUGACGGUGCUGCUGAUGAAUCCAAGCGAGUUACCCUCUGAAUUCCUCUCAGUGGCCGAGCAGCUCUGUUGCAUUCAGCACUCAGAGAAAGAAACCUACAUCACCCUGAUCAAACACACCUUCCAGUCCACGCUUGGUACCAAGUACCCAGUCUGCACUAUCCAUGCAGCCCUGCAGGCAAAAAGUGUGGAUGAACUAGGGGAGAUCUUCGCUGUGGUCAGUGGCGUCUCAGAGACAGCUGCAGCCAUGACUGAUCCUCGGAAGGGACGCAGUCACAUGAUCCAAGAACUGGAAACACUAAGGGAAAGACUAAGCAUCUCUUCUGCCAACAGAAGAAAUUCGGAUGGAAUGCUCCAGACGCUACCAAUCCCUACAGCCAGGUGUCACAUGUUUCAAUGGGAAAAAGACAAUUUUGAUGUCCUAAAUACCCUUCUGGAGGAUGAGCCUGACACCAUGGCCACAAGCGGACGCACAAAGGAGGAUGAGGACGAGGUGGACAUAGAGGACGAUGAGGGACAUGACACCUUGUCCCUAGCAUCAGAGUCUUACGCUCCCUCGUUCAACUCCGGAGUCGACAGUGACUUUUUUGAAGACUCGGAUGACUCCAUAAGCUCGCCAAAGUCUGCCAGGUCUCCUGCUAGGCUGAGCCAGCAUUUGUACCGACUUCUCCGGAAGCCAAAGAGGUCGUUGUACCGUGCUAAAAGUUUAGGAAACACAGAGACCAAAGACUAUUUGGUGGUGCGAGAGAUUCGCUCCAACUCGCUCCCACACCAUGUGCAGUUACGUAGUCCCGAGCCCUUCUCGGCUCCACAGAAUCAGACUGUCAGACAAGUGUGCUUCAGGAGGAGGCCUAUCCUGAGCACUGAUGAGGACAGUAUGAAUACUACGCUGAGGGUGGUGGUGUUUGGGGCCGAUCAUGUCGCUGGCAAGGUGGCGCGGGCCUACAAUAGCCUGAGACAAAAGGAGAGCGCAUGUCCACGUCUCACCAGGGUCUUCAAGCUUCAGUUCUACUUUGUGCCAGUCAAGCGGGAUUCAGUAGCAGGACAAACUGGUCUGAGCUCUCAGAGUCCAAAAGGAACGAGCCCGUCGAAUCAGGAUAUUAGCCUUACUGGAACAGAAGACAGCACGAAUGACAUCGCCCAUCUCCUUGGGAUGUUGGAUCCUUGGUACAAAAGAAACACUCUCAGCCUCCUGAACUUACCCGCCAAUGUCGUCUGUCAGCAAACCUCAAAGACAGAGUCAGAGUCAUAUGACAGUUCAUAUGAACAGCGUCUGCCUAUUCUCGCCGACUUGGUUCUGUACUAUUGUCGUUACGCUGCACGACCAGCUCUGAUCCAGCUCUACCAAGCUGAGUUGAUGUUAGCCAGCGGGGAGAGGAGGACGGAGGUGUUUGUCCAUUCCCUUGAGUUGGGUCACACUGCAGGAACCCGGGCCAUCAAGGCUAUGGGCACUGCGAGCAAACGGUUUGGUAUCGAUGGUGACCGAGAAGCUGUGCCUCUGCAACUUGAUGUCAUGUAUAACAGGGUUGUGAUUAGUGGGAGAAGACAAUGGAAAAGAGAAACUAAAUUGUGCACUUCCGUGACCUUAACCAAAGCCUGCAGGAACCCUGAGGAGUUAGACUCACAGUUAGAGUGCUUGCAGCUCAGCAUGACAGAGGUUCUGAAGAGGCAGAGUGGGAAAAGCAAGAAAGGCUACAACAUGCAGCUGAGCCUGACAGAGGUGAAGGUGGACAAGGUGCAGAUCAGCGGGGCUGCAGACACAACCUUUGCCGUAUGUCUGGACCAAGAUGAGAAAAAGAUAAUGCAAAGUGUCAUUAGGUGUGACAUCUCUGUGUGCUCCAAACCUGAUAGCUCCUCAGACUGGAGGCAGAGACGUGCCGAGAUGUCAGCCCAAAUUCAGCCUCUGCAUCCGACGUUCUGCACCCUUCUCUGUCUGCCCAUAGUCACCUUCAGUGGAGCUCUACCUUAAGCCUUGUCUCCUCUGCUUUGAAAGGAAUGGACUGUAGCUGUCCACUGCUCACACUACUCACAAGAAGAUUGAGAUAUUACGGGAUAUAUUGUGAGACCAAGACACCACCUAAUAUCUGAUCACCGGUGCCUCGCCAUUGCGAGACGGCAAACAGGAUGUUCUCUGAGUUGCAGGAUGUCCAUCAGCAGUAAAUAUUAUUGUGCAAGUGCAGUGAAAUUUCACCCAAAAUGUGAAUAUUCCUAGCUGGUUGUGAGUAAUGUAUAUAAAUUAAUUUAUGCAAUUAAUGCAUAAAACAGAGCUCUGAGCUCUCUUGCCAUCCAGCAACAAAUCAGCAUAGAUAAAAGUGGUGAACAGUGGCUAUGCACCUGAAUGAACGAGGUGUGGUGAACAUACACAUAUCUGAAAGUGGACACUAUGGAAACAAUGUGAAGUUAAUAUAGUGAUCAGUGCUACAUGCACCUGUUGUAUCUUUUGUUGACAAGUGUGAGUGUUGACAAAACUCAACAAAAUGAGGCCAUUGGCUGUAUAUAUGUGUAUGAGCAACAGAGGGCGCUCUUGUCAUGCGGCAAUGGUGAUAGUUUUUGUUAUGGUUUUAUGCUGUAAAUACAACUUUUUAUUAUUUUUUUUCAUAUUACGUCAGAAGUGGGAGAUAGAUAGAUAGAUAGAUAGAUAGAUAGAUAGAUAGAUAGAUAGAUAGAUAGAUAGAUAGACUUAAACCCAUUGGUGCACUUUCUAUAAGACUAAAAUAGUUUUUGCUUGUUAAUGAAAAUGUUUUGCACUCCAUAAAAUCCUCCAGGAAUGAGAAACUAAAACAACUGUUGAAAUUAUUCGAGGACAAAUACGCAAGGUACUCAAUGGAGAGGGAAACCUCUUUUAGAAUUAUUUGUGAAGAAUCCACAUAAUUAAUACUCAAAGGUCAUGU
This is a messenger RNA of Dunckerocampus dactyliophorus (ringed pipefish), 3808 nucleotides long. It is a transcript of the gene pik3r5, whose product is annotated as phosphoinositide-3-kinase, regulatory subunit 5. Gene Ontology annotation, molecular function: 1-phosphatidylinositol-3-kinase regulator activity. Gene Ontology annotation, cellular component: phosphatidylinositol 3-kinase complex, class IB. The record is from RefSeq and is a predicted model, not a curated record. Bases 427 to 2886 code for a protein of 819 amino acids. The transcript is spliced from 18 exons. NCBI's taxonomy places the organism in Eukaryota, Metazoa, Chordata, Actinopteri, Syngnathiformes, Syngnathidae. Gene Ontology annotation, biological process: G protein-coupled receptor signaling pathway; positive regulation of MAP kinase activity.